Messenger RNA from Petromyzon marinus (sea lamprey), 1913 nucleotides. NCBI's taxonomy places the organism in Eukaryota, Metazoa, Chordata, Hyperoartia, Petromyzontiformes, Petromyzontidae. The record is from RefSeq and is a predicted model, not a curated record.
CCGCAGAUCAGCUGACUGGGGCCGCUGCUGCCCCGGCUUCCACUGUGGACCCGGCGACUCUCUGGCUGCUACUGCUUCAGUCGUGCCCUUGUCAAUAGGAUGACGAUGCUGCUACUGCUGCUCCUGCUGGGGGGGGCGGGCGUGCUGGUGCUGGCGGCGCCUGUGGAGGAUGAGAUCUCCUACCUGCCCGGCCUGGCCAAGCAGCCGGCCUUCCGCCACUACUCGGGCUACCUCGACGCGUCCGGCACGAAGCGCCUGCACUACUGGUUUGUGGAGUCUCAGAGUAACCCCUCCAAGGACCCCCUGGUUCUGUGGCUGAAUGGAGGCCCCGGCUGUAGCUCCAUGGAGGGACUGUUGGCAGAACACGGACCCUACCUGGUACAACCUGAUGGGGUGUCUCUGCUCUACAACCCGUACGCCUGGAACAAGAUCUCCAGUGUGCUCUACCUUGAGGCCCCAGCCGGAGUGGGCUUCUCCUACGCGGCCGACAAGAACUACACGACCAGUGAUGACCAGGUGUCCAUGGACAACUACCUGGCGCUGAAGAGCUUUUUUGCAAAGUUCCCAGAGUGGAGCAAACACGACUUGUACCUGACAGGGGAGAGCUACGCGGGCUUCUACCUUCCCACCCUCGCCGUGCGCGUCAUGGAGGAUCCCAGCAUCAACCUCAAGGGAAUGGCGGUGGGAAAUGCCCUUUCCAGCUUUGAAAUCAACGACAAUUCCAUCGUUUAUUUUGCCUACUACCACGGACUGAUCGGGGAGGACUUGUGGGUGAAUCUGCAGCAGCACUGCUGCUCGGAAGGCAAGUGCAACUUCUUUAGCCCUGGUGACCCGCAGUGCUCCAAGCUGGUAGAGAAAGUAUCUGUGGUGGUUGGGGGGAUCGGACUGAACAUCUACAACCUGUACGCGCCCUGUGCCGGGGGCGUGCCCCCUCCUGCCACGCGGUCGACAGAGUGGGCUUUGCCAUGGUACCAUCGUUUUCUUUUCAGUCAACACAAAUUCCAGCACUUGCAUGUCGAGGCGCUGUGGAAGUUGCACAGCCGGCGUGGCCCGGUGCGUCUAGACCCACCCUGCGUCAACUCCAGCAACAUGGCCGCCUACCUCAACGACGACUACGUGCGGCGUGCGCUGCACAUCCCCUCGGGCGUUCCAACCUGGGAGAUAUGCAGUGCAGAAGUUGGCUCGCACUAUCAGUCCACCUACACGAGCAUGAAGGACCACUACCUCAAGCUGCUCGGAGCCCUGAAAUACCGGAUCCUGCUCUACAAUGGGGACGUGGACAUGGCCUGCAACUUCCUGGGGGAGGAGUGGUUUGUGGAGUCGCUGCAGCAGAAGGUGGCAGUGGAGAGGCGGCCGUGGCUGUUUGAGGAUGGCAGCAGCCAAAUCGCCGGUUUUGUCAAGGAGUUCUCCAACCUUGCCUUGCUCACCGUCAAGGGUGCAGGCCACAUGGUGCCCACGGACAACCCCCGUGCAGCCUACACGAUGUUUUCACACUUCAUACAGAAGCAGCCCUUCUGAUUCCAGUAAAAGGCCAGCACCGGCCUCAUGCUGCUAGAUUUUCCAAGCUGGAACAUGUUGCUGCGUUUGGACCUUGAUGUUAGAAAGGUGUCAUAGCUUGUCCAAUUACUUCCUUAAUCUUGAUCAAUCUUGAAUCUGUCAUAAUAAGUUUCAACUUUAACUGAGCCUUAUGCAUAAUAACCAUAAUGCAUUUUUUUAAAUGUCAGAAUAAUUUCUUAUAUUUUACUAGGCUCCUGUAAUUAUGUUCAAACAGAUCUGAGUCACUACUGCAGCACAAUUUUUGUUUAAUUCUGUGCGUACUGCAGGUGUUUUCUGUAAGAUGGUAUUUUUCACGUGCACUUGUGUGAGCAAUGGUCAAUAAAAUUUCAACUUUGGACAAGUUGUGGAUUACCAUC